GUUUAACAUUAAAAAAUGCUGUGAUAAAUAGAAUCUUAAUGAAAUUUAAAAUAGUUUCAAAAUUAUAUUUCCUUUGAAAGAUAAAUCUGUCUUCACGAGAUAUCCUAUAAAAUAAAAUAUCUUUUUCAGCAAGGAAAAAAUAUCUUCAAAGGAAAUUAAAAUGUAUAAAACAUAAGAUAAAAAAAAAAAAAAAAUGGGAAGGAGAAGAAGAAGAGGAGAAGGAAAGAUGACAACUUGAAAAAGAUUCUACCCUCCAUUGACAAAUAAGCUGUAAUGUAAAGACUAGAGAGCGAAACUCACACUGUAAGAGAAGACAGAAAAGAGAUGAGCUCUCAGCUCUUACCCAUCAUUGCAACGCCAUCACCAUCACCAUCACCACUUCAUUCAAAAACACGCCAUUCUACUACUAUUAACACACUCCCACGAAGAACCUAUAUCCCCGGUCACAUAUACAAGCACCCAACUGCAGUUCUGUUAGAGCUCUGCACUUCAGUUAAAGAACUGCACCAAAUCAUUCCUUCUAUUAUUAAAAACGGUUUCUACAGUGAAGAGCUUUUCCAAACAAAGCUCAUUAGUCUUUUCUGUAACUAUGGUAGCUUAACAGAAGCUGCUCGUGUUUUUGAACCAAUUGAGAAUAAAUUAGAAGCCCUUUAUCAUACUAUGCUUAAAGGGUUUGCAAAGAAUUCAUCUUUGGAUUCUGCUUUGUUAUUCUUUUGUAGAAUGAAGCAUGAUAAUGUUAGACCUGUUGUUUAUAAUUUCACUUAUUUGUUGACACUUUGUGGAGAUAAUUUUGAUCUUAGAAGAGGUAAAGAGAUUCAUGGACAGUUGAUUACUAGUGGGUUUUCUUGGAAUUUGUUUGCUAUGACUGCGGUUGUUAGUUUGUAUUGUAAAUGUAGAGUAAUUGGUGAUGCAUAUAAGAUGUUUGAUAGAAUGACUGAGAGGGAUUUGGUUUGUUGGAACACUAUUAUUUCUGGGUAUGCACAAAAUGGGUUGACUAAAGUGGCAUUAGAGUUGGUUCCAAAGAUAUUUGAGGAAGGACAUAGGCCUGAUUCUGUUACGAUUGUUUCUGUUUUGCCUGCCGUUGCAGAUAUAAGGUCAUUGAGAUUUGGGAAGGCUAUUCAUGCUUAUGUUAUUAGAGCUGGGUUCGAUUGGCUUGUGAAUAUUUCAACUGCUUUGGUAGAUAUGUAUUCGAAAUGUGAUUCUGUGGGGACUGCUAGAGUAAUUUUUGAUGGGAUGGGUAGUAGAACUGUUGUUACAUGGAAUUCAAUGAUUGCUGGGUGUGUGGAAAAUGGAGAUCCUGAGGAAGCAAAGGUGCUUUUCAAGAAAAUGAUGGAUGAAGGGCUUCAGCCAACUGAUGUUACUGUCAUGGAAGUUUUACAUGCCUGUGCUGAUUCGGGUGAUCUUGAGCAGGGAAAGUUUGUUCAUAAACUAGUGGAGGAUUUGAAACUUGAUUCUAAUGUUUCUGUAAUGAAUUCUCUGAUUUCGAUGUAUUCCAAAUGCAAGCAGGUCGAUUUUGCUGCCAAUUUGUUUGAAAACUUGCAAAACAGAACUCUUGUAUCAUGGAAUGCCAUGAUAUUGGGGUAUGCCCAGAAUGGGCGGCUAAAUGAGGCUUUAAAUUUCUUUUGUGAGAUGCAAUCUCAAAAUAUAAAGCCGGAUUCAUUCACAAUGGUAAGUGUGAUUCCUGCUCUUGCCGAGUUAUCAAUUCCACGUCAGGCAAAAUGGAUUCAUGGACUUGUUAUAAGAAGGCUCUUAGAUGAUACUGUUUUUGUGAUGACUGCUCUUGUUGACAUGUAUGCAAAAUGUGGAGCUAUUCACACUGCAAGGAAGCUCUUUAAUAUGAUGAGUGAAAGGCAUGUCAUAACUUGGAAUUCUAUGAUAGAUGCCUAUGGAACGCAUGGGCUUGGAAAAGAAGCUGUACAACUUUUUGUGGAAAUGCAGAAGGGAACCAUCAAGCCAAAUGAUGUUACUUUUCUUUGUGUUCUCUCUGCUUGCAGCCACUCAGGUUUAGUGGAAGAAGGGCGGCAACAUUUUGACAGCAUGAAAAAGGAUUAUGGACUCGAACCCAAUAUGGAUCAUUAUGGAGCCAUGGUUGACCUCCUUGGUCGAGCUGGCCGGCUCAGUGAAGCUUGGGAUUUUAUUCAGAAGAUGCCUGUUGAACCAGGGAUAACUGUUUAUGGUGCCAUGCUGGGUGCUUGCAAAAUUCACAAGAAUGUUGGGUUGGGGGAGAAGGCAGCAUACAGACUCUUUGAGUUGAACCCAGAAGAGGGCGGAUAUCAUGUCUUGCUGGCUAACAUGUAUGCCACGGCUUCAAUGUGGGACAAAGUGGCUGAAGUUAGAAAAAUGAUGCAGAAGAAAGGGCUUCAAAAAACUCCAGGAUGUAGUUUAGUAGAAUUAAGAAAUGAGGUUCACAGUUUCUAUUCUGGCAGUACAAGCCAUCCCCAGUCCAGAAAGAUCUAUGCUUUUCUUGAGACUCUAGUUGACAGGAUUAAAGCUGCUGGUUAUGUUCCUGACACCAAUUCAAUCCAUGACGUUGAAGAUGAUGUCAAGGAGCGGUUGCUGAAUACCCAUAGUGAGAAAUUGGCUAUUGCCUUUGGGCUUCUGAAUACAAGCCCUGGUAUACCCAUACACAUCAGGAAGAAUCUACGAGUUUGUGGCGAUUGUCAUAGCGCAACUAAGUACAUUUCACUUGUUACUGGACGGGAAAUCAUAGUGCGUGACAUGCAUAGGUUUCACCACUUCAAGGACGGGUUCUGUUCCUGUGGAGAUUACUGGUGAAUUUGACUUCUGAUUGCUGAGUGUUAAUGUACCAUGUUUGGAGGUCAAGGGCAUUAGAGGAACUGACACAUAAAGUUUCUGGAAAGUUUCCUUCUGCACUUUACAAGCACCACUCACCAUUAAGCCAAAUUACCCAACGAUUCACAGUUGAAGUCUUUAGCAACCGAAUAGAAAACAGGCUUCUUGCGGAAGAUACCUGCUCUGUACCAAGCUCCGUGACUAAAGGUAUUUAAUGCCCGCUAUUUUUACAGUAACAGAAAGAACUGCAAUUUUGCAGUAAUUCUAGGAUACUCUCGCCAUUGCAAAAAUGGAAGCUUUCUUUAAAAGAAAAAUUUUAAGAAAUAAAAAUCAAAAGCUGCUGCAUGCAGACCUA
Molecule: messenger RNA, 3148 nt
Organism: Ricinus communis (castor bean)
Lineage: Eukaryota; Viridiplantae; Streptophyta; Magnoliopsida; Malpighiales; Euphorbiaceae
Product: pentatricopeptide repeat-containing protein At1g11290, chloroplastic
Exons: 1
Coding region: 325-2775 (816 amino acids)
Biological process (GO): RNA modification
Molecular function (GO): RNA binding; zinc ion binding; protein binding
Source: RefSeq, a predicted model, not a curated record